AUGCGUUUCUACUGUCCCGGAGAUGAUAUCUACUUUUUCGGAUUUUCGCGUGGUGCUUACGUCGCCCGAUUCCUGGCAGAGAUGCUCGACCACGUGGGACUUCUGUCUCAUGGGAAUGAAGAAAUGGUUGCGUUUGCAUGGAAGGCUUUUUCGCGUUGGCAAAGCCGUCAGGCAGACAACUCAGUGGAAGGGACAGCCAAGAAGAAGGAAAUGUUCAAGUUCAUGAAAGGCUUUCGGGAGACUUUUAGUAGGCCCGUCAAGCGAAUCCGAUUCCUGGGUCUCUUCGACUGUGUCAACUCUGUACCACGGUUUGAAACAGCCUGGAUGCAGAGAUCAAAGUUCCCUUACACAGCAAGGAGCACUGCCAAGGUGAUACGGCAUUGCGUUUCUAUCGACGAGCGGAGGGCGAAAUUCCGCCAGGACCUGAUCUAUCAAGGCAACGGCAAAGAUAGAAGAAGUCGCAGUCACCACAGGCUUCACGACGUCAUUGAUGAGAAGUACAGAGUUCGCAGAGCUGCCGUUUCGGGCCCUUCGCAAAUGAAUGGUCAACCUCGCGGUCGCCAGGGGACAUUAGCACCUCCUGACGCUCAGAAUGUCUUUCGACCCCGAUCGAGGUCUAGGUCCAGGACUCCUAGAGGGUCAAUUGACGUUGCAUCAAUGACAUCGAACGCCGAUUUUGGAUAUGACGCGGAUUCAGAUGAUGAAGGCCAAGACAUUGAUGAGAUAUGGUUCGCUGGAGGACAUGGUGAUGUUGGAGGCGGUUGGGAAUACAUCGAAGGCAGCAAAUCAGCGAGCCACGUUCCUCUGACCUAUAUGAUCAGAGAAGCAGAGAAAGCAGGCCUCAAUUUCGACGCUGAGAAGGUUGCGGAGAUGGGAUGCGCGGAUUCAACCAGGGACUUCGAUACACCUCUUGAGGGUAUCAGCAAGUCAAACCUGGCUCGAGGUGUGCCUGAUAUCCAGAUCAAUGCCUCGAGCCCGAACCCUGGAACCUCCCCCGAGCUGAAACUUGAAACGACAGACUGGAGUCACUUCAACAACCACGUGAGCCACCAAGAGAAAGGCCACGGAACUAAUCCAUUCCAUCAGAUGCUUCACAGAGCCCAUGUGGCACGAAUUCAUGAUUCACUGGACUAUUCCUCGGGGCUUGGAUGGGGACAAGUUUUAUCCUGGAAGCUCAUGGAAUAUAUGCCGUUCCGACGCAUGGAUCUCCAGCCAGAUGGGUCUUGGAAGCCGAUCAGAUGGCCUUUGCCAUGCGGCGAAGUCCGAGAUAUUCCACAUACCGCUCGGAUCCAUGGGUCCGUCAUCAGGAGAAUGCAGCAAGACGAGAAGUACCGACCUGGAAACCUGAUUGUCGGCGGUGGCGGGCGUGGCACCCGCCGGGCACCAAAGGAGUGCGGAAUCGGAGAAUGGGAAUGUGUUCUCGAGGAAGGGAACCCCGUUGGUGAGGUUUGGGUCAAGAAAACACCGUCGCCGAUGGAAUCGUAA
This is a messenger RNA of Neoarthrinium moseri, 1485 nucleotides long. RefSeq lists its product as uncharacterized. Lineage: Eukaryota; Fungi; Ascomycota; Sordariomycetes; Amphisphaeriales; Apiosporaceae. The transcript has 4 exons. Bases 1 to 1485 code for a protein of 494 amino acids. The record is from RefSeq and is a predicted model, not a curated record.